GCCCCCUCACCACCCACACAGGUAGGAGCUUCUAGAACCAGCCUGGGCCCCAGGGACACUGAAGCCCGAGCUUGGUGACCACCACAAGCAGGCCCCAUCCUGAGCCUGCAGGACUUAAGGAUCUAGGCUUGGGCCUGGGUCUCUCUGCUUGAAAUCCAUGCCGAAUUCCCUCGCUGGUGGCCAGAUCCUCAACCCUACUCUGGACACGGUUGACCUGGUGGACCGAAGUCUGAGAAAUGCAGGGGCCUCCAGUUCUGCCAGAGGUUUGGAGGCAGGGGACACAGAUCCUUGGGCCUUUCCUCAGCUGAAGGACACUGGCCAGCUGAAAGAGAUCAGCAUGGCUAGCAGGCUGCGCCGAGUGGUCAUCAGCUUCCUCAAGGCCUGUGGGCUCCUGGGCAGUCUCUACUUCUUCAUCUGCUCCCUGGACAUCCUCAGCUCUGCCUUCCAGCUGCUGGGCAGUAAAAUGGCCGGUGACAUCUUCAAGGAUAACGUGGUGUUGUCCAACCCCGUGGCUGGACUGGUCAUUGGUGUGCUAGUUACAGUGCUUGUGCAGAGCUCUAGCACAUCGUCCUCCAUUGUGGUCAGCAUGGUGGCCUCCAAAUUGCUGACUGUCCGGGCAUCUGUCCCCAUCGUCAUGGGUGUCAACGUGGGCACUUCAAUCACCAGCACCUUGGUCUCGAUGGCACAAUCGGGGGACCGGGAUGAGUUUCGGAGGGCUUUCAGUGGCUCGGCAGUGCAUGGCAUCUUCAACUGGCUCACGGUGCUGGUCUUGCUGCCAUUGGAGAGUGCCACAGCUGCCUUGGAGAGGCUGAGCAAGCUGGCCCUGGGUGCCACCAGCCUGCAGCCUGGGAGGCAGGCCCCUGACAUCCUCAAGGCAUUGACACAGCCUUUCACACACCUCAUUGUCCAGCUGGAUACCAGUGUGAUCACGAGCAGUGCUACCGGCAAUGUCACCAACAGCAGCCUCAUUAAGCAAUGGUGUGGCCUAAAGGGGGAGACGGGGAGCAGUCAGGAGUGUGGAUCCUUCAACCCCUGCACCGAGAGGAACAGCACAUCAGCACCCCUGGAAGAAAAGCUGCCUUGCCACCACCUGUUUGUGGGCUCGGGGCUCACAGACCUGGCUGUGGGCUUCAUCCUGCUGGCGGGCUCCCUGCUGGUGCUCUGUGGCUGUCUGGUCCUCAUCGUGAAACUGCUCAACUCAGUGCUGCGAGGCCGAGUUGCACAAGCGGUGAAGACGGUCAUCAAUGCAGACUUCCCCUUCCCCUUCGGCUGGCUGGGCGGCUAUCUGGCCAUCCUCGUGGGCGCCGGCCUGACCUUCCUGCUCCAGAGCAGCAGUGUCUUCACCGCAGCCAUUGUGCCUCUCAUGGGGGUCGGGGUGAUCAGCCUGGAACGGGCAUACCCCCUGCUCCUGGGAUCAAACAUUGGCACUACCACCACAGCCCUGCUGGCCGCCCUGGCCAGCCCUGCGGACAUGAUGCUCUUCGCCUUUCAGGUUGCCCUUAUCCAUUUCUUCUUCAACCUGGCUGGCAUAUUGCUAUGGUACCUGGUACCUGUCCUACGGCUGCCCAUUCCACUGGCCAAGCGCUUUGGAGACCUGACUGCCCAGUACCGCUGGGUGGCCAUUGUCUACCUGCUGCUGACCUUCUUGCUGCUGCCCCUGGCAGCCUUUGGGCUCUCCCUGGCAGGGGGUCCUGUGCUGGCUGCAGUUGGGGGUCCCCUGGUGGGGCUGGUACUCCUCAUCAUCCUAAUUAAUGUCCUGCAAAAGCAUCGACCAUCCUGGCUGCCCCACUGCCUGAGGUCCUGGGCUUGGCUGCCUCUCUGGCUCCAUUCUCUGGAGCCCUGGGACCACCUGGUGACCCACUGUUGCCCAAGCAGGGCCUGUAGCAAAUCCCAGACCUCUGACAAAGAGGCUUACUGCUAUGAGAACCCUGAGGUUCUGGCAUCCCAGCAGUUGUGAAGAGUGGGUGCCAUGGCAACCAGCCCAACCCACUGGCUUCAGGGCAUAGGAGCUGGACAGCCAGUUUGCCAGGCACCACUGGGUGAAGAGAUAGCUCCGGGGAUUCUGAGUCUCUUGUAACCUGCUUCUUUGCAAAUAAACAAGGCUAUUAUCUGGGA
Jaculus jaculus (lesser Egyptian jerboa) is the source of this 2115-nucleotide messenger RNA. It is a transcript of the gene Slc34a3, whose product is annotated as solute carrier family 34 member 3. Gene Ontology annotation, cellular component: vesicle; apical plasma membrane; brush border. Gene Ontology annotation, molecular function: sodium:phosphate symporter activity. The coding region runs from base 158 to 1957 and encodes 599 amino acids. The transcript has 13 exons. Gene Ontology annotation, biological process: sodium-dependent phosphate transport; intracellular phosphate ion homeostasis. NCBI's taxonomy places the organism in Eukaryota, Metazoa, Chordata, Mammalia, Rodentia, Dipodidae. The record is from RefSeq and is a predicted model, not a curated record.